CUGAUCACAGACACAAACAGAGCUGUCCUCGCCUCUCCGCUCCCAAAACCCCAACCCUCCCACGCCGCGCCCAGGCAAACCCUAGCUACGCGGUGAGAGCGCCGCCCAGGCCAAUGGUGAGCCCGGCGGGGAGGAAUGCGGCGACGGCGGACCCCCCUGAAGAGCCGGCGCCGGCGGUGGGUGUCCCGGUCGAAACGCCGCCGAGGGUGGACGGGGGCAGCGCCGACCCAGAAGCGCGGACCGAGGCGGAGCUCGCGCUAGCCGCGCGGCCGCGGCUCCUCGACGAAGAAACCUACCGUCGUCUUCCGACUGCGCAAGCGCAGGACGACGACGACGAGGACCCCGACGUUGACGAUGCCGUGGUCAGCCUGGGACUCAAGGACGCGCUCCUGUCCAUGGCACUCUCCAUCGUCAGCGUUACAUCCACUGCACCAGACGGGAGCAAGACCGUCCGGUGCAGCGGCAUCGUUGUUGGAGUGUGUUCCGAUGGGGCCGGCAAGCACGCGAGGAUACUGACGGCCUCUGCAGCUGUCUGCACCUCCCAGGGCGUACUGCAGGAUCCAAAGCCCAAGCUGUCCGUACGUCUGCCGGAUGGGACUGAUUUCGAGGGACAGUUGUUGUUCUUCAACGACCACUAUGGUCUUGCCUUGCUGGAUAUCACGGUGGACAUCGAACCGCCGGUAGCUUCUUUUGGCGUCAGCCCAGAGUAUGGUCAGGAGGUUUUUGUGUUGGCUAGAGGUGAAUCCGUGAUGGCUAGGCAUGGGACAAUCUUGCUUCUAGAAGAACCGUUUCUAGGUCGCAACCACAACAUGUUUCUCAGCUGUAAAAUACCUGAGUGGGGCACGGGAGGGGCCGUGAUUGACCAUGAUGGCAGAGUGACAGGGAUGGCAUUUUUUCAUAGCCCCAAUCCAGCUAUUAUUACCACCUCUACUAUCCUCAUAUGCAUUGAGAUGUGGACUCAGUACAGUUGUAUUGCUCGCCCUGUGCUCGGUAUGCACUUGCGGGCCGUGGAUCUACUGGAUUUAUCACUCCGGGAGCAGCUUUCUAUCUGCCAUGAUAUCAAUAAGGGUUUCAUAGUAGAUCAGGUAAUUAUUGAUUCUGCUGCUGAGAGGCUUGGUAUUAGACAAGGAAAUGUGAUUGUUUUCCGUGAGAUGUGUGGUUCCACUCUACCUGAGCAGUUGGAAGAUUUUCUUCUCUUUCGUGGUUGGGAAUACCUGCAGAGGAACAUUGACUCAUGCCUGAUGGUAGAUUUUAAGCUUGAUGUUCAUGAUCUCCUCGGACGAGCUAGGAGAAACAUUACCUUGACUGUAGGCCUAUCCGAUUCUUCUGAGCUGGUAGAGAACAACUGGUGUAAGCUUGAUUCUCCCCGUCAGGUUUCAACCCUCAGUGACCCUGAUUCAGCUGCUGCUUUGCACUCACUUCAAGACAGGGACAUGGUCCUGACUGCGGUACGCUCUGUCGUUGGUGUUUCGUCCACCAGGCCUGAUACCAACAAUGUUUUCCAGUGCACAGGCAUCGUCAUUGCAAUUACAUCUAAUGAGGCGGGCAAGCAUGCUAGAAUCCUGACGUCGUCCAGUAUCUUUUGUAGUGAUGAGGGCAACCUACAUCAUCCAGAACAAAAGGUAUUUGUUCAUCUGCCAAACAAAACCAUCUUGGAGGGACAUCUGUCAUUCCUCAACACUCACUACCAGAUUGCUUUACUGGAUAUCUCAACUGACUACCCACUGAGAUCUGCUAGUUUUGGUCAAAUGCCACAAUAUGGGCAGAAGGUAUUUCUGUUGGGUAGAGACAAAGAGUGCUCGGUGAUUGUUAGGCGUGAAUUGAUCUCAACAUUGGAGCAAUCUUCUUCAGGACGCAACCAUUACAUGUUCCUUACUUGUGAAUGUGGUGCUCCUAUGGAUUUCUUUGGAGGACCAGUUAUUGAUACGUACGGUAAUAUGAUGGGUGUCAUUAUUGCUCAUUAUCCAAAAGUGGCCAUUAUUUCCAGUACUACAGUGAAAACAUGCAUUGACAUGUGGGAGAAGUUCAGAUGUAUUGCUCGCCCUAUGAUUGAUAUGGACUUGAGGGCAGUUGGGCUGCUGGGGAUUGGGCAGCACGACAAGCUCUCGUGUCAAUACAACAUCGAAAGGGGUUUCGUUGUUGAUAUGGUGCGUUAUGGUUCUGCUGCUGAGAAGAAUGGCAUUAGAAAAGGACGUGUCGAUGUCAUUGAGAUCAUUGAUGAAGAGUGUGGUUCAACGCUACCUCAGCUGGAAGACUACCUUCUUACACUAGGUUGGAGAUUCUUGCACCAGGGCUUUGAUCCGCGCUCGACGACAGACUUGAUGAUUCGAGUCCAUGAUCUGCUCCAACGUACCAGUAGAGAUGUUCAGUUGCCGCUGCCAUAUGCCUUGAGUUGAGGCAUUGUGGAUGAGUUGCAGCGUCAUUCUUAUGAAGACUCUGAAGAAUCUUAAGCACCAUGGUCACUGUAAAUCUUAAGGACUUCAAGCAGCAUUUUUCUGUAUCUUCUCUGUACUGUGGGUAUAAAACUGGUGUAGAAUCAUUUUCCACUUUUUGUGGGUUUUUUUGGCGGGAGAAAUGUUAUGGGCCAUCUGUAUGUGAUGCUGAUCCAGCAACUGAUAUUUUACCUUACUCUAGAAUCCUUGAUGACGUCAGAGGAGUGUGUUCCGGUGUUUAACGUAAUGUAACAUUGGGCCUUUUUUUUCAAACAGUAACAUUGGGGCUUUAUGACAGCGGUUAGUUCAGUA
This is a messenger RNA of Lolium perenne, 2744 nucleotides long. RefSeq lists its product as uncharacterized. The record is from RefSeq and is a predicted model, not a curated record. Lineage: Eukaryota; Viridiplantae; Streptophyta; Magnoliopsida; Poales; Poaceae.